Messenger RNA from Tetranychus urticae (two-spotted spider mite), 971 nucleotides. RefSeq names its product mitochondrial ribosomal protein S18B (gene mRpS18B). Gene Ontology annotation, cellular component: mitochondrion; ribosome. The record is from RefSeq and is a predicted model, not a curated record. Gene Ontology annotation, molecular function: structural constituent of ribosome. Gene Ontology annotation, biological process: mitochondrial translation. Lineage: Eukaryota; Metazoa; Arthropoda; Arachnida; Trombidiformes; Tetranychidae.
UCAGCAGAUUCAAAACAUGUGAUUCUGAUUUGUGUUGAAUCGUUUACUGUUUGUUUAAAAAACACCAAAGUCAUUUUAAAACCAUUCGAUUGUGUCCGGUUUUGUGAACUCUACAGUCAUGUUUGGAAAUCUGAUCCGCACAAAACUGGCGCCUAGUAUUGAUGCUAUAGUCACUCGAAAUAUCCAUACAUCCUUAAUAAUCAAAGGAGCUGGACAAGGAUUUCCACCAAGAAAACUACCAGAAGAAGUCGAUGCGAGUGGAGCCCAUGCUUAUCAAAAUAUUUAUGGUAAUCUCCGACGACCCAAAGCUAAACCUAGAAAAAUUCCUGAAAAGGAUAGAAGAGUCCCAGUUAGUUGGGAAGUUAGUGCUAAAUAUAUGCUAAGUAAAACCUUUGCAGAUACUUAUGGUGAAUACAAAAUAUGGCAAAUGUAUCGUCGAAAUUUUCGCGGACCCAUGGAUAAAGUGCCCAUUCACACAAGAGAAUCCUGUAUUGGAGAAGAUGGUUAUAUUCAAAACAACAAUCCCUGCCCCGUCUGCAGAGAUAAAUAUUUAGUCCUGGAUUAUCGAAAUACAUUACUUUUAAAACAGUUUAUCGACACUUUUACGGAUCAGUUGAUGGAUAAUCGUAGAACCCAUCUUUGCUGUGCUAAAUAUGAAGAAUUGUUAACUGAAUAUGUGAAGGCAAAGGAAUAUGGUACAAUUAAUUUUGUUUUGCCAACUCGUAAAUAUGAUUACCGUGAAUAUUAUCAUAAGAAUCUAUUGAAAAACUUUGAAGAGCAACAACUUGAUACCUCGAGUGAUCCUAUCCUUAAGAAAAUCGAACUUUAUCCGGACUAUAUUACGGAAGAUCCAGCAGCCUACACUUUCCCCAAUGUUUUACCGAAAACUAUUUUCCCUGAAGAUAGUUGAUCGUUUUUCUAGAGUUGUAAUUUAUCAUAAAAUGCAAAUAAAAAUGUUAUUAAUGCAAAAA